CAGCGAGGCCUGUGAUUGGCCACUGAUUACGUGAUGCGGCAGGAUGUUGCUCGUCGCUGGUUGAUGAGGCAGUGUGGAGGCGCUUGAGUCGCCGGUACCGGGAGAAAGGGAGGGAAUGGCUACGGCCGCUCCCUCCACGCCUCCUCCUCCCCCUCCUCCGCCGCCCGGUUCGGGGAGGUUGCCGAGUCGUGUGCUGGAGCUUUUCUUCUCCUAUCUGGAGCUAGCCGACCUUCGCAGCUGCGGCCUAGUGUGCAAGCAUUGGUACCGCACUCUGCACGGGGAUGAGAACAGCGAGGUGUGGAGGAGUCUGUGCCUGAGGUUGGUCAGCGAGGAGGCGCUGCGAACCGAUGUGCUCUGCAACCUACCCACAUACAAGGCCAAGGUCCGAGCCUACCAGCAUGGGUUCAGCUCCAAUGACUGCUCGAGAAAUGUGUACAUUAAAAAAAAUGGUUUCACUCUUCAUCGAAAUCCAAUCGCUCAGAGUACUGAUGGCGCACGCACCAAAAUUGGCUUCAGUGAAGGGCGCCAUGCCUGGGAGGUGUGGUGGGAAGGGCCACUUGGCACUGUAGCAGUUAUUGGCAUUGCUACAAAACGUGCUCCUAUGCAGUGCCAGGGAUAUGUGGCACUCCUUGGAAGCGAUGAUCAGAGCUGGGGAUGGAAUCUAGUUGAUAAUAAUCUGUUGCAUAAUGGAGAAGUCAAUGGAAGCUUUCCACAGUGCAAUAAUGCACCCAAAUACCAGAUAGGUGAGCGGAUCCGAGUAAUCUUGGAUAUGGAAGACAAGACCCUGGCUUUUGAGCGUGGAUAUGAGUUUUUAGGGGUGGCUUUUAGAGGACUUCCAAAGACCUGUUUAUACCCAGCAGUAUCGGCUGUGUACGGAAACACAGAAGUGACUUUGGUCUACCUUGGAAAACCACUGGAUGGAUGAUUGUACUGCAGGAAAUACCAGUGGUCGGGCAGGAGAGGCUGAGCAUGCGAGAGAGCAGAAGACAUGACCCGAUCGGUGGGUACCCACCAGACAGAAAUGAUCAAAGGAUUCUUCUUUACUGUCAGGCUUGGAAGAGUCUCAACAGAACACGUUCGCUGGUCGUCUGUGGGUCGUGGCUAUGUGUAUGGAGAUUAAGGGUUUUCUUUUAUUUUGUCCCCCCAACGUUGUUUGUUUUUGUGGUGGUUUGUGGGGUUAAUAUGGAUGUAGAGGUUGGGGAAGUUUUUUUUUUUUACUUCCCUGUCUGCCUCCUAUCUCAAGGCAGGAAUCCAGCGUCUGGAAUUCAUCUUUUGAUCUUUUUAAUUUAACGCUCUGGUCUUUCGGCACAGGGUACUGUGGUGUUUUUUUAUUUUUAUGCAUACAGCUAUUUUAAGCGUAUAUUUAAUAUGGUAUCUGCAUGAUGCCUUUUUUUUUUUCUUUUCAAACUUACAUCUGGUUUAUCUGAGCUUGAGUCUAAACAGAGAAUACAGGUCUACUUUGCCCCCUCCAAUCCCUUGGCCCUAUUUGCACUUCUGUGUUUAAAAGCGCAUGGGCAUUUUAAUGC
Messenger RNA from Nanorana parkeri, 1526 nucleotides. RefSeq names its product F-box protein 45 (gene FBXO45). The record is from RefSeq and is a predicted model, not a curated record. Gene Ontology annotation, molecular function: protein binding. NCBI's taxonomy places the organism in Eukaryota, Metazoa, Chordata, Amphibia, Anura, Dicroglossidae. Gene Ontology annotation, biological process: synapse assembly involved in innervation; proteasome-mediated ubiquitin-dependent protein catabolic process. The transcript is spliced from 3 exons. Gene Ontology annotation, cellular component: SCF ubiquitin ligase complex; synapse. The coding region runs from base 116 to 925 and encodes 269 amino acids.